GACUAUGAUGUUUAGCCUUUUUACCUUGAUAGCAUUGCGCCUUUUCACCUCGAUAAAAUGGCUACAUCAACAAUAGUUCUACAUGCCGAUGUAGAAAAUAAGCGUUUAGAUGAACUUGAGAGAAAUCGAAACUAAAAUAACACAGUGAAACAAACAAAGUUGCACUUUCCUGCUUCAUUGAUUGGUGUGCAGAAGUAGGGAUUCAUUGAGUUGGGGAAUACAACAAAAAGUUUGGCAUGGAAUAUACAGAACGACACCGAAUUCACAACGAGCAACAAUGUGUUUGAAGACGUAAUUAAAAAGUUGAGGAAAGAGGGGCGCGACAACUGCCCACCACGCAGCCAUAACUGAAUUUUCAACACGACAUGCAGCUCAUCAAACAAUCCAAGGCUCUGGACACUGAAACACCUGAGGGUUUGGUGAACAAACAUGAAGCGUAUAACCUGGGCCACCAGUGUGUAGUGGAGGUGUUGGUUAGGAGAGGGGUGCUGUUGAACACACCAGGCAAUGAGAACGACUCUCAUAUACUUGACGCUGUCAACACGGAGCUUCACAGAGCGUUUUGAAUAUGUUUGGUCUUCGUCCUGUGGACUAUGCUGUGAACUCAGGCAAUCCUUCAGUCAGCCUCUGAAGGAUCCCAACUCCCCUCUCAGUCCUCCACCCAACCUCAGUAAGUCUAUUGUGUUUCAGGCCAGUGAUGGGGUGAGACGGAAGGAACAGUUGGUAGUAUUGGGCAGUAAACUGUCCCAACAUAACCAGCUGGCCAAACUGGGAAUCCCCCUGGGAGGAAAGAGGGCUGAUGCCUUCUCUUGCUCAGUCACCCAUGUGGUGGUACCAGACGGGCCGAUGCCCACCACCCUGUUCUCUCUCCUGGGUCUCCUGAACGGUUGCUGGGUCCUCAACUUCAGCUGUAAAUAACCUAAGGCCCAAUAAAAUCUGCUUUGCAGAGAAUGAGGAUGGAAUCACGGAAUCCAGACAUUAAAACGGACUUCAACAAUAUUCCAAAAUGUAUUGAACUGAACAAAAUACAUGUAAAGUGUUGGUCCCAUUUUUUUAUGAGCUGAAAUAAAAGAUCCCAGAAAUGUUC
Messenger RNA from Salmo salar (Atlantic salmon), 1087 nucleotides. It is a transcript of the gene bard1, whose product is annotated as BRCA1 associated RING domain 1. The record is from RefSeq and is a predicted model, not a curated record. NCBI's taxonomy places the organism in Eukaryota, Metazoa, Chordata, Actinopteri, Salmoniformes, Salmonidae.